Molecule: messenger RNA, 2980 nt
Organism: Blastocystis hominis
Lineage: Eukaryota; Bigyra; Opalinata; Blastocystidae
Exons: 7
Coding region: 650-2980 (776 amino acids)
Molecular function (GO): protein binding
Source: RefSeq, a predicted model, not a curated record
AAAAUCGGUAUUUUGUUGCCUAUCGAGUUUAGGAGCCAAUAAAUUAUAUCGUCUUCAAGCUCAUUUUGCCAUUUACCGAUAUUACGUUGUGAGAGUACUUUGUUGUUUAUAAUCCACCAUGAAUCCUAAUUAUACCAACGGUCUUCAGACUUCAUUCCCAUCACCAGCAGACUUGACUAUUGGCGAUGCCCCCUUUUAUUCCCCGUCCCACACUCGCGAGAGAAUAUGUCACACCAUUCUUUCGCAGCGUGGUUCCCAAACUCCGACCUAUUCUUAGUAUUUUUCCCUUUUACCAUGAAUUACUUUUUUAAGUCAUCAGCCCUAUUUCGAUGAUCCGGUCAAUUACCAAUACUCCCGACCUGGGACCAUUUCAUCCGUUCCUUACCAACGUAUUCUUCUUCUUUUAUUCCCCUCAACCACAGCUCUAUUCCCGCGGAACGACGAGUACCCCGCCUACCGCCCCGCCACCCCCCAUUUCCCCGCGUAUUCCCUCCAGCACGCUCCCUUCUCUCCCCCGCGGGACGAUUUUUCCCCGCGGCCAGGAUACGGUUACGCCACCGGCAGCCUAACCGACCGCGCCGCCAACCGCCCCGCGGUUCCUCUCUUCCCCGCGGGACGAGCCCCGCUGGAGCGAGCGCCGAAUUCGGUGAUGGAACCGCGGUUAACGCCGCUCUUCCUCGACGAUGAAACGCCCGGCGAGCCAGAAAACGCCCCGAUUUUGACCAUGACGAUGUGUCCCGCGGGAAUGAGCAGCGAAACGCGUCCCACGGAACUGGCUCUCCAGGAACUGCAACUCCCCGCGGAACGGGAUCCCCGCGAUUAUCCCCCGCCGCGUCCCGCGAUUUUCUGGGAGUACCGCGUGUCUCCGCGGUCGCGAUCCCCGCGGGGAUCGGUGUCUUCGGGGGGGAGCGAUUUGCCGCCAAAUCACGUGCGCAGUCUCUCGAUUUGGCGGGAAACGCCCUACGCCGCGCUGGUCGCCGACUACGACCGGCGCCAAAUCGGAGAAACCGGAGAAACCGGAGAAACCGAGGAGUCCUCCGAGGUGGUUCCUGCCAUCGGAGAAACCGUGGAAACCGUGGAACCGGGGUGGUUUGAUCCCCUGGAUCCCCUGGACCCCCUGGAUCCCCUGGACCCCCUCUCUUCGCAAUCGUGGAAACUGGAGAAACCGGUGAAACGGGGUCCGCUGCGUCCGCUGAAGGAGUGCGUGGAGGAGGCGGUGGAGCUGAAGCACCGCUGCCGGCUGCGCGCCGCGCGCGGGCGUUUCGUGGAGCUGGCGCUGGAGCGCCCCGCGGAAGUGCAGGUGUGGCUGGAGUUCGUGCGUUUCGAGAUGGAGUGCGGGGAGUUUCGGAACGCGGCGAGGGUGGUGGCCGCGGGACUGGCGCUGCACCCGGGGAGUCUGCCGCUGCUGCAGCGGAAAAUCCGCGUGGCGGAGCGGCUGCGCAGCGCGCGGGAGAUCGAGGCGGCGGCCGCGGAGCUGCGCGGCCAGGACACGCAGCGCGCGCUGAAGGCGAGUCUGGACGCGUACCGCGCGCUGGCAAGGCUGGGAGAGCUGGGCAAGGCCCGAGAAGGCUUCGAAGCGGCGCUGCAGCAUCCGAGGUUCGCGGCCGGGAACUUCGUGCUGGAGUGGCUGCAGUUCGAGACCCCGCGGGCGGCGUUCGGAGAGCAGGUGCAGUGCGCGCUGCGCGCGCUGGAGCAGUUCCCGAAGUACGGCCCGCUGUGGUUCGAGGUGCUGGAUCGGCUGGAACACGCGUGCUUGCUGCAGUGGGAGGCGGAGGGCUUCCGAGGACGCGUGGAGAGCCCGCUGUAUCUGAGCGUGGCGAAGAGGGUGGUGGAGGCGCUGACGCUGGACGUGCUGUGGAGGGCGUUCUUCUUUCGCAUGCAGUUCUUUGGGAGAUGCUUGAUGUGUCUGCAGAGAAACGUGAUGAGACAGGCCGCCCAUUUCUGUCCCGACAAUCUCAAAUGGCGGCUUUUCCUCGUUGCCGCGCGAUUUGCCGCGCUGCUCGGCGAUUUGGCCACGUGUCUCAGCAUGAUGAAGCGGGCGUUUCGCUACGCGGCCGAACGAAACGCCUACCAGGUUCUUUUAGAAUUCGCGAAGACGGUUUUUUUCGCGGGAAACGCUCCGCUUGCCGCGGGGAUUUUGCUCUGCGCGAUCGACCGUUUCCCUGAAGAGUGGAAACUUCGAUUGGAACUCGUCCACCAAUGCCUUUACCGCGGUUUAAUCCGUCCCGCGCGCUUCCUCAACGAGGCCGCCAUUUCCCGCCACCCAACCGCGGGACGCGUCUGGGCGACGUACAUCCAGCAGACCCACCAGGCGUUCGGUCCGUUCGCGGGACUGCGCGUGUUCCGGCGCGCGCUGCGAACCGUGGGGAAAUCGGGCGAAGUUUGGUGCGAGGGCGCACGACUUUUCCUGAACCCGUGCGGACGGCUGUUCUCCCCGCGGAACGCGGCGCAGUGCCUGCGGCUGGCGAUGUUCUUCACGCCGCAGUAUAGCGAUAGCUACGUCGAGGCGGUGCGGCUGCUGCUGGUGACCUCGGACGCGCUGCUCUGGUUCCACGAUUGCGCGUCGCGGCGCGCGCUGGAGGUGCUGCUGGCGGCGAGUCCCGCGGUGAAAGUGUUCGUGGAGCGCGCGGCGAUGGAGGGACCGAACUAUGGAGGAAACUGGUUCCGGUGCAAGGAGUUCGCGGAGGCGUCGGCGAUGGAAGUGCUGUAUCGAUGCGUGGCCAUGGUCGCCAGAGAGGUCGCGUGUGAGGCGGAAAUGUAUGUCGACGCGCUGCGGGGGUGUGCAGAGAGAGAGAAGCGGAAGAAGGAGAGGAAAGAGGCGAGGAGAGGCGAGGAGAAGGAGAAGGAAUGGGAGAAGAGGGCGCUGCGAGCGCGGUUCAGCAUGGCGCUGGGGCUCCAUUACUUGGAGAGCGCGGAACGACCCUGCCUGUUCGAUCGAAACAGCCAGUUUUUGUUUUCGGCCAGCCAGAUGGAGAACUGA